Mizuhopecten yessoensis (Yesso scallop) is the source of this 3605-nucleotide messenger RNA. RefSeq lists its product as uncharacterized. The record is from RefSeq and is a predicted model, not a curated record. Gene Ontology annotation, biological process: proteolysis. NCBI's taxonomy places the organism in Eukaryota, Metazoa, Mollusca, Bivalvia, Pectinida, Pectinidae. The transcript is spliced from 12 exons. Gene Ontology annotation, molecular function: serine-type endopeptidase activity. The coding region runs from base 191 to 2038 and encodes 615 amino acids.
UCGCCAUGGUCACAGAAACUGGGAGGUGAUGACGUAUGAAUCUCGCGCUAUCAAUAGCAGCGUACAUCGUUAAGCGCUCACACAAGUCGCGUGCUCCUCUGCUGACAUGCCGACAGCAAGAAUGUCAAACUGUGAAACCAAAUAGUCGCGACAGCUUUAAAUUUAUACAAGGGGUUGUUAUAUCGGCGGCAUGGCCACGUCUUGGAAAAGAGGUCGAGUUUUCAGAACGGUGUGGAAAAGUAUUUUUACAGUUAUCACCGUCUUUCAUCGAUUUCCCAUUUCACAAGGACAGAGUCUAGACGCCGCCCUGUGUACCACACCCCUGGGCGUGGCCGAGAACUCCCGGUCCCUGCUUCCUUACACCUUAUCUGCGACUGAAGGUGAUGCCCAGGACGUCCGACUCAACGGCCGGCGAUCCUGGUACGGAACAACGCUUGGCCCGACUACAUUUGUACAAGUUGAAGUCGAGAGUAACAUGCUAGUCACCGGUCUACUGGUACAGGGAGACAGUGAGAGACACAUGUGGGUGACGUCACUGAGAGUGAAUUAUAGUGUCAAUUGCCGAGAUUACUUCGAAAUUGAGGAUAACGGUGCGCCGAAGGUGUUCGCGGCCAAUGUUGAUACGAGCUCAGUGUCCACCAUCGUGUUCAACCACGUAUUUGUGGCUAAAUGUGUCCGCCUCAUUCCCACUGAGCGCCAUGGUAACCUGUCAGCCCUCAGAUUCGAGCUCAACGGGUGCAUGCCGUCUGCAUGCUUUAAGAGUCUAAACACUACUGCCAGCGAUAGUGGCGCACAGCUCCGCCUGGCGGGGGAAAAACUCGUGUCCAUCGUCCGCAUAGAGCCGACUGCCAUCGGAUAUAGCAGUUACCGUCUCUCGUACAGCCGCACAUGCGUCAAUUUCUAUGACGUACUGGAGGGCAACCACGCCAAGGUAUUCACGAGCUUUGACGGCGAGUCGAUAGAUGUGGAUCUUCAUCUCCGGCCCCUCAGGACGCUAUGUGUACGAGUCACGCCUUUCGGACAAGCCAGCGCCCCAGUGGUGCGGCUCAGGGGCUGUGCUGUUACAGAGAACGAGGGGAUCCACGUCUCGUGCGGACUCACUCAUUUCCAUAAUAACCGAUACGACCUCCACGGUGUCCUGAGGAACCUACACGCCGGCAGACCACUGCGUCAGAAGCGCGUGGUCGGCGGCAUUCAUGCGGCGCCAGGGGAGUGGCCCUGGCUUGUGUCUCUCCAAUUCCUUCGGUACCACAUGUUCUCGAACUCUUCCGGUUUCCCCCAUCUCUGUGGCGCCUCCCUCAUUCAUCCGCAGUGGGUGAUUACGGCAGCCCAUUGCUUUGAGGACACGGUUUGGCCGGGCCUGGCUACCGCCAGUAACUGGCGGGUACUGAUUGGGGAACACAACCAGGCAGGACGGGACGGUACAGAGCAGGCCUUCAACAUCAGUAACAUCUACAAACGGGACAACUUCCAGAUCACGUGGGACACACCUCUACUACAAGACAUCGCCCUAUUGAAACUGGACCGGCCGGCCAUUUUGUCCGACUACGUCAACCCCGUCUGUCUGAACGUACUGACCAGUAGGUUCCCGCCAGGAUCUGUGUGCGUCACGGCCGGCUGGGGUCAGAACACACAAGAUGGGAAGGGAGUGCGUCUGCCGCUCCACGCCCAGCUACCAAUCAUUCCUCCGGCCGAUUGUGACGCAAAGUAUGACGCACUACCGGAAGGUCACAUGAUGAAGAACUUUGUCUCUAUUGAUGAUUCGGUUCUCUGUGCUGCCACAGAGUCCAGCCAGACCGGACGCGACUCAUGCCAGGGAGAUUCAGGAGGGCCCUUAUUCUGUAAGGACGGAGAUCAUUGGGUACAGGCCGGUAUCGUGUCUAUAGGCCUCGGUUGUGCUAACCCGGACUUUCCCGGCAUCUAUACACGGAUAUCGUCCUUCAUUAACUGGAUAAAUACCACCCUGGUACAAAACUCGGACGAUCCUGACAACCCGGAUACAGUCAAUGCCGGAUACAAUCCACAGAUACAGAAAUAGUUUCACACUCCGGUUAAUAUCAAAUGUGCAAUCUUGAAAUUAUCAACGUUUUACAGCGAUACGUCCACAGUACGUAUUUUCCCCCCACAGAAAUACGUUUACAAUGGGGAUAUUGGUGUUUUUUUUCUACAUAGUGCGUUCACAAUACGGUUAUUAUGAUUUUUUCGACAAAAGAAAGCCGUUCACAAUCUUGACAUAACCAUUUUUUUCUACAUAAAUUGUACUGCAAGGCGAAAAUCAGCAAUUCCGUUGUUACAGAAUACAGAAAUAAUUUCAAAAUCCUCAUAUACCGUCAACCUACAGAAAUUUCAUCUCAAUUCGAACUGAAGUUCCCCAUCUCGAUACCAUUAUUACUUUUAUAUAAAUAGUUUCACUCUCCGGUCACCCUCAAUAAUUAACUAUAUAAAGAGCUUCGCAAUACGCAUACCAGUUAUACGUAUAUGAAGUUUCAAAAUCGGCAGAAACAUCAAUAUCGUUCAAGAAAUAGUUUCACACCCCAGAUACGAUGCUAUCAAACCUGGACUCCAGAAAUAGCUUCAUACUUUGGACAUCAUCAAUACGGAACUACAGAAAUGGUCACUAUCAACAUUGAGCUUCAGAAAUACUGAAGUAGUUUCACACUCCGGACACCAUUCUUUAAAAUACAGUAAUACUUUUACAAUCUGGACACCAUCAAUUAGCUUCACACCUUGAACGCAGUCAAUUUUUCAACAGAAAUAAAUUUGCAUACCGAACGCUGUCAAAACCUGAUUCUGGGCCAAUCUAUUCAUUGAUAAAUAUCUUUGAAAUAUAACAAUGAAAUCAAUCAUUGAUACAAACUUUAGAAAACCUCACCGGAUAUUGUUCAUCCAGAAACGUUUAUACCUUGCAUUUCAAGCAUAGAGAAGACACAGUGUUAUCUUAAUCCUUAAUAUGUUUGGAAACAGUGUCGCAUAGUACUGUUAAGUUGUUCAUAUCGUCUCGUGCAUAACAAUAAUGAUCGCUGAUAAUAGCAUCUAAGUCGGUGUACGGAAUUUAAUCCACACCUGUCAUCACCAGCAUCUUAUGAAGAGGCCAACUGUCAAUACACAGACAAUGUCGGUAUUCUUUAAGUUCAAAAUAUCCGGGAAAACAGUGCUCCGGAUCGGGAUACUAUAUUUGACCUUCCGGUGUGACCAGGGAUGGAUUAAUACUGAUUGCCAAGUGGACAACUUGUGGAGAUGUGCCUUCUGAAAAUGCUCAUUUGUGUACUGUUACAGGUCCGAAUGAGAUGACAUGUUCGGAUCAUCUCGGUCGUCUAUAUAUCAUCGCUAUACGUGUGAUAAAACUUCAACUAUUUAUUACUGACUGAAAUUAAAAAUCAUCCACAGAAAUGCGGGUUAAUGGAAUGUUGUACACUUGGAAUUAUAUUGAAGCAUAUGAACUAAAUUAUUUGCUCUUUGUUUGUUUGUUUUCAAUGAUUCGAAUUAUAUAAAAAAAAAAACUGAAACUGUUAUAUAUAUUUCAGGAACCUAUAUUUGGACGAAUAAAAUUCAAUUGAGCCAAUGUCUUUAAGACAACCUGAGACGUGUAUAAACUUUUCUGUUAU